Messenger RNA from Oncorhynchus kisutch (coho salmon), 8737 nucleotides. RefSeq lists its product as uncharacterized. The transcript is spliced from 7 exons. Bases 359 to 5356 code for a protein of 1665 amino acids. The record is from RefSeq and is a predicted model, not a curated record. Gene Ontology annotation, biological process: negative regulation of DNA-templated transcription. NCBI's taxonomy places the organism in Eukaryota, Metazoa, Chordata, Actinopteri, Salmoniformes, Salmonidae.
AUCCUGGUACUUUUCACCGUUGUCAAGGCAGCGAUAGAGAGAAAGGCUGGCUCGCGGAAAGUAUCUGCAGUGUCCUGACAGUAUAUCUGUCCAAACGUUAACAAACUGUCCCGGAAAGUUAGGUGUAACUACCAGGACUUUACCAUCUGGCGUCUGUUAAUGUCCAGAUGUGGCGGGUGACCACCCGAGAUGGGAGAUGGACAUAACAAGACCUAUAGGAUGCUACUCAAUAGCUAAAGGCUGACGAUAUCCAUAUCUGGAGGACAUCGGACGAUAAAUAGUAGGAUGAGUGAGGAUUCCGCUGCCAGCACAGUUUGGUGAAGAGUAGGAACGGUGACCAAGCAGCAACACGACCAUCAUGCCAAACACCCAGGGAACCGGAGGGGCUGGCAGCCCACGGGUUCAGCGCUACCGUCCGGCCUCGGAGUUUGACAACGCCACCCUCGCCCAGAAGAGAGAGUACUGGAGGACUAAGAAACGAGAGCAGAGGGCUAAGUUGUCAGAGGUCAAGAAGGAGAGGUCAAAAGCAACAAACAGAGGAAGUAAAUCGUUGGACAGUAAUGCAGUCCAUAAAACCAUAACCUCAAUGGGGUUGAAUUCUGGUGCCUCUUGUUCAAUAGCAGGGUCUGCCCCCCCUUUGUUGAAUAGUGAUGGUUCCUACCAAACUUAUGUCGGCGGUGCACCUGUAGUCUUAUUGAAGGGAAAGGGCUCUGCUGUCUCCUAUAAUCAGAACCAUAGUGUUGAGGAAGGGGGCCAAAACUAUUCCUCAGCAAACCAAAAGGAGAGUUGGUUCCAGAGGAUAAAACUCAACAAAGUCUUGCCUCAGUUCCCAAUGUCCAGUGCAGGACCAGGAAAAGGUGCAAUGGUCUGCAAGAUGGCAGUGAACAGUUAUCCAACAGGGGGCGCUGUGAUUGGAACAGUUACCUCAGCCAAACCCAAUGGAGUGCUUCUCAACAGUGGCUCCUUUGUGCCUCCGGUAAGAGUGGCGGUGAGAGCCUCAGGCUCUGCACCUCGCCAACCACAGAGCGGAAUGACUAUUCUCAAUGGCAGCUCUACUGUAGUGUCAUCUGAGCAGCAUCUGACCACCCAGAGUGUAUCAAGGCCCGAUGCAAUGACAAAGACGCAAGUUACAGUGUCUGUUCAGCCUAGAUCGCUAACCACUAACAUUACCACAGGGAUGGCCAUCGUGACCACUCAAUCUGCCCCUAUGCUCGCUCACAAACCAGGGGUUAGGCCUAGAGGGAUGAAAGUAACACCGCUAGGCGGGAAAAAGAGUGCAGUGGUCGCGGCCCAAGAAGUUAGAAGCAUCAACGACACAUCAGCUACACUGGAGACUGAGGAGGAGCGAGCCGCCAAGCGCAGAGAGAAUUGGCGCAUCAAGAAAAGAGAACAGCGAGCGAAGCAAGCGGCUAGGUUAAGCAAGGCCAGCAAAAGAAUCACUAACAUGGAGGUAUCGUUGCAGAAAGUAGAACUGUUACCAAACGUGGACGUUGAACGUCCCCAGUCCGCUUUGAGUGGACAGGGCCAGAGGCAGUGUGUUAGUAGGGUCAGUGCCCCGUUCAUCUCAGCCGGACGGCUGCUGAAGAACGCCAGAGCAGUGGCUAGCUUUGCUGUCAAAAGGGAGUCUGAGGAUUCAAUCCUGGCUAAGCUAACCACAGUCGACGCUAAUGAACAGACCGUUCAGCUAAGAGCAGAGAAUCUGCAGGAGGCUAAAGCAACAAUGCAGACUGGUAUCACAUCUAAUAUCAUUGGUUAUAAACCAGCAGGGGAACCAAGCAGAAGGCUCCCUGGUCCAGUGCAGUUUGCCAACGUUAACCGAGUUAUGGUCCGUUGUAGGACUCCGAGACAGAGGUUCAUUGAAACCCAAAGGAAUUUCCUGGGUCAGAGAAAGAUGAGGAAGUCCCCCUAUCAUGCCAAAGCCUUAACAACCUACAACGCACCACGAGAUGACUCAAAGGAGACCCCCGAGCAGAGGGCGGCCCAGAUGCGGGAAUACUGGCGCGUCAAGAAGCGGGAGCAGCGAGCCAAGCUUUCUGGCGAAGUCCGAGCUAAGAUGAAGGAGAGGGAUGCUCUGAUGCAAAGAGUCAAGCGUUACCAGAGCAUCCUGGAGGAUAUGAGGAAGGACAGAGCAGCGGGCUGCAACACCCUGCCACAACCAACAGAAAAUAGGCCUACUCACACCAGCGCCUCAGAGAUCAUUGGAGGUUUCAUCAUGGAGGAUGGCACAGUGACCAAUAACAUUCCUCAAAUUGAUCUCACUACAGAAGCAAAAGAGACUGGGGAUGAAAUUGGGAACAGUAGUGGGAUGCCUGUUAAUAAUUUAUUUACCAACACACACCGCCAACACCAGCUGCUUCCCAAACCUACUGGUGAUGCCUUUAGUAAUGUGGUGUUAAGUCAUCAAACACAGGACAACCCACCACCUCCUCUAAUCCGUUCUGCUCAGUUUCAAGUCUCUUGCCCUCCUGUCGGCCUGUCGAUCAUGAAUCCUCCCAGGUUGGUUUCAAUCAGACCGAGGACUGAAUUUCGCAGCACACCGAAAAACCUCUUGAAUUUACACACAGUCUUCCAGCCCCAGAGUCAUAUCACCCUCACACACCCUCAAAACAUCCAAAACACCUUUCCUGGUGUGCCUACAGCAAUGCCAAAGCCGGCUAGCUGUGUCAUGCAGAUGGCUGUCAAAGCUUCUACAGCAUCAGCAGUGCUUAACUUGGACCCAAAGCUAACAGAGGAGGAAAGUAUGGCUAAGAAGAGGGAGUACUGGAGGGUAAAGAAACGAGAGCAGAGGGCAGCCCGCGCCAUCCGCCUAAGGCAAGGAGUUCAAGUUCGGGGAAAUGCUGCCUCACAGAAGAGGCGGAACCAAAGGUUAGCGCGAUUAGCCAAUCCCAAUGUCAACACCUCUGUCAGCCACACACACACUAUCAAGCCUCUCUCAAACACCAGUCUGCCCAUGCCUCCACAGGGAAACCAAAUAAAAAAAGAAAGAGAAUCAAUCUCAACACAUGCUCCAUGUCCUCCACUGGAACAACCCCUCUGUGUUGAUAUCAAACUGUCCCAGUCUCCACCACAUCCAGAGCCACCAGACCUAGCCUUGAGUGCUGACAGCCAGGCCACCACUCUCCUGGCAGUGGCCUCUAUGAAGAAGCUUCUGGAGGAAUCUCUCAGCACUGUGGCUGACUGUAAAACGGAACAGCCUGACUGUAUUACAGGACAGCUGCCUUGUAAAAGUGAACCCCAGGCUUGUUCCUCCGAGGAGAAUGCCGUCCAGAUUGAGGUCAAGCCAAAUCUACCUCUGCUCACCAUGGAAGACGAGGAGAAAGCCUCCAUAUCUGGUGACCUAUUGUCGGAGGUCAAAGGGUGGCAGGUGGAUGCUGACGCCCCACCACCAUGUCAGGGGACCAUUCGUCCACUGAGUUCUCAUCCUAAGGACUCUCCCCUAUCCAGUCCUUGUGCUAAAACCCUCUCUUUCUCAGCUUCCCCUCUCAAUCGGUCCAAACCCCCCUCUCACACACCCACACAAUCUUGCUCCCAUAAGGCAGCUUCCGGAGAACCACCCCUCCCUGUCCCUCGUAGAGCCCAGAGGUUGCGUGUCAAAAAAGCAGGCCACCACCACUGCUGCUCCCCAGAACCUCCGAAGCUACAUCACCAGCCACCACAACUACAACCACCUUGCCAACUUCAAAAUCAACACCAGCGUCAGCAACAUCAAAAACACCCCCAACAACAGCAGCAGCGCCAGCAACAUCACCACGCCCCGGGGGUGACAGACCAGAAUGUGACUCUGCAGAAGAAGAGGGAGUACUGGAGGAUGAUGAAGAGGCAGCAGAGAGCCAGGAAGGCUCGGCAGGGAGGAGGGGGGCUGAGGCAGGGGGACUACAGCAGACGACUAGCCCUCAAAGCAGCACAGGCUCCGAAUCUCCAUAUUGUCAAGACUCUGACACAGAGGCCAGUGCAGAGAGGCGGGAGCUUCAGUCUACAAGCCGCACCAAUGCUCAAACCCCAGCCCUCCCCCCUUCUCCAGCCUAUAUCUCCCCCUGACUCUGGACCUCAGGCAAGCCUCAGCAUGGUCACCAACAUCCCUACACUUCUGGUUGUGAGCCCCACCACCUCCAACAUGGGACAGCCAUCUGAUACACUACAGCUCAGACCUCCGGUCAACUGUACCAGUAUUUCCAAUUCAUCCAUUGGCCACACAGGGUCCCCCCAGACAUCUCACAGCUUCAGUACCGCAUUUCUCCCUGUAGGAGGCGGUGUCACUGUCCCUCCAUUGGGUGAGGGGAAGAAAGGCGGGCUGCUAUUGGUGGAGAGCCAACAGGAAGCGGCCACGGGGUCCAGCCCUGACUCGCCACGUGUUAGAAAAUGGCGAUUGCAAGUGCAGGAAAUCUCAGACGCAGACGCCUCACCCAUCGCUACUCUCACACCUCCGCCCAACCCUCUGACUAGCAUCAAGCUCUUACCAAUUCAUCCUCCCAGUCAAACGUCCACGUUCACACCAACACAGACUCCUUUCAAAUGUCAAGGUGCUCAGAUUCCUCAAAGUGGGAAUUUACAAAAUGUAGGAUUGCCUACAAUGCAGGGGCUCACUAGAAGCCCCAUCUACAUAAGCUCCAUGGGUCCGCCCAAGCCAGUACCGGGGGAGUCUGAAGAGGAGACUCUGAGGAAGAAGAGGGAGUACUGGAGAGUGAAGAAGAAGGAACAGAGAGCUAGGAAGGCCAUGAGGGACAGGGAGCUGACUGAGAAGAGGGCUUCGGUCAACUGGAGGCCCAUCCUCCCCAGCAGUCAGCCUCAACACCUGCUGCAGGGGCUGGAUACACAGGAACAGAAUCCUGAGCAGUGGGUCAACACCUCGGAGGACUCUGAACUACAUCUAAGUACUUCCACAGAGACAGACAUGGGCUACUUUCCUGACCAAAGCCAUACGGAACCUAUAGAAGAGGAAUCAGAGCUCCUUUUCCCAGACGGUGAUCAUAACGACAACUACAACGGCCCCAUCUCAGAUGCUGUGUGGAGGAACUGCUACCUCAUGGACUACGACCCCCUGAACCAGCUGCUGGUGUGCAUGGUGUGCGGGGAGCUCCAGUACUCCCACAGCCUGGAGGGGGUGAGGGCCCACAUCGAGGAGGCCCACCCGGACACCCUGAGCCUGGUGCCCCCGGAGCGCCGGCACAUCCUGGAGGCCUGGGACGAGCAGGUGUCCAGGAGAGAACUUUUCUUCACCAGCCAGCUGCAGCAGCACAGCGGUGGGAUGGGAGGGGACAGUGCCAACCUCCCAGCAGAAGUAGAAGUAAUGGUUGAUACAGAGGACUCGUCAUACCUGAAGAACAGCAAGAGCUCCAAAACCACCAACAGACUCUGAGAGCUAAGGUGAGCAUUUGAGCCUUCUUUAACAGUACAUUGAACUGACACCAUCCAUGUCUAAAUAUCACCACGUUCACCACAGCCACACCACACCACACCACAUAUUUUCUUGACAUACACCUACUUAUGUGUCUUGAUUUGCAGAAGAAGCACGAAUCACUAAAUGCCAGACAGCGUAAAAACAACAUUGUUCAGAAGUAGAGGAGGAAAAGAAAAACGUUACUGCUGGUUUCUUUUAAUGUCUGUUUAUUUAUUUUUGGAGCAGUUCACCUCUACAAAAGUUAAACUAAACUUGAACUGCAUACAUAGGUGACAUUGAACCACAAGAGACGAGCUUUACCUCAUUAACUUUGGGAUACACACACACUCGCUGUUUUUGAAAGCGCAGUUUUGUAGCGAUUGUCAUUCUCUACUACUACACCAAGUCUCCUAUGCCGAAGCAAACAGUUAAUAUUCAUGUCGUCACUGGGUUCAAUAAUGUCAUUGUGCUUUAUGAAACACACUUAAGCAGACAGGAGGGCUCUCCUCGUCAACUGAAUGGGUUAACAAUCCCUGUUUUAAUGCAUCCAUGACGAACAGGUCAGUUAUGUUCUUCAAUCUGAAUGAAUGACAUGUCCUUGGUCUAACUCAAUGUAUCAGAUAUGAUAUGAUGCAGGUUAAGGGCAAAUCGCAGCCGUGUACAUUUGACUUGAGACCAUGCGUCAUUGGGAAUUGUCUACGGGUGAUCAGCUGUUUGAUAUUCGUCUGUACAUACAGUACCAGUCAAAGGUUUGGACACACCUACUCAUUCCAGGGUUUUUCUUUGUUUGUACUAUUUUCUACAUUGUAUAAUAAUAGUGACGGCAUCAAAACUAUGAAAUAACACAUAUGGAAUCAUGUAGUAAAUAUAAAAAGGGUUUAACAAAUCAAAAUAGAUUUUCUAUUUUAGAUUCUUCAAAGUAGCCAACUUUUGCCUUUGCACACUGUUGGCAUUCUCUCAACCAGCUUCAUGAGCACUUGUUGGCUGCUUUUCCUUCACUCUGUGGUCCAACUCAUCCCAAACCAUCUCAGUUGGGUUGAGGUCGGUUGAUUGUAGAGGCCAGGUCAUCUGAUGCAGCACUCUCCUUCUUGGUCAAAUAGCCCUUACACAGCCUGGAGGGAUGUUGGGUCAUUGUCCUGUUGAAAAAUAAAUGAUAGUCCCACUAAGCGCAAACCAGAUGGGAUGGUGUAUCGUUGCAGAAUGCUGUGGUAGCCAUGCUGGUUAAGUGUGCCUUGAAUUCUAAAUAAAUCACAGACAGUGUCACCAGCAAAGAACCAUCGCACCUCCAUGCUUCACGGUGGGAACCACACACUCGGAGAUCAUCUGUUACACUACUCUGCGUCUCACAAAGACACAGCAGUUGGAACCAAAAAUCUCCAAAUUAGACUCAACAGACCAAACGACAGAUUAUCACCGGUGUAAUGUCCAUUGCUCGUGUUUCUUGGCCCAAGCAAGUCUCUUCUUCUUAUUGGUGUCCUUUAGUAGUGGUUUCUUUGCAGCAAUUCGACCACGAAGGCCUGAUUCAUGCAGUCUCCUCUGAACAGUUGAUGUUGAGAUGUGUCUGUUACUUGAACUCUGUGAAGCAUUUAUUUGGGCUGCCAUUUCUGGGGCUAGUAACUCUAAUGAAUUUAUCCUCUGCAGCAGUGGUAACUCUGGGUCUUCCUUUCCUGUGGCGGUCCUCAUGAGAGGCAGUUUCAUCAUAGCGCUUGAUGGUUUUUGCGACUGCACUUGAAGAAACUUUCAAACUUCUUGAAAUGUUCCAAAUUGACUGACCUUCAUGUCUUAAAGUAAUGAUGGCUGUUCUUGCCAUAAUUUGGACUUGGUCUUUUACCAAAUAGGUCUAUCUUCUGUAUACCACCCGUACAACUGAUUGGCUCAAACGCAUUAAGGAAAGAAAUUCCACAAAUUAACUUUUAACAAGGCACACCUGUUAAUUGAAAUCCAUUCCAGGUGACUACCUCAUGAAGCUGGUGGAGAGAAUGCCAACAGUGUGCAAAGCUGUCAUCAAGACACAGGGUGGCUACUUUUAAGAAUAUAAAAUAUAAAAAAAAUACACCUUUUUGGUUACUACAUGAUUCCAUAUAUGUUUUUUCAUAGUUUUGAAGUAUUCACUAUUGUUCUACAAUGUAGAAAAUAGUAAAAAAAAAUAAAGAAAAACCCGGGAAUGAGUAGGCGUAUCCAAACAUUUGACAUUUAAUAAUUUCAUUUUAUAUUUUUUGACAAUUCCUAUCAGUUUUUUUAUUCAGAUCCAAGGGAUGUCCUUGCAUGAGGUUAUUUUAAAUAUUCCGUAAAAAGUUGAUUUUUUUUCGGUCCCACUUUAAAACGGAGAGCAACUUAUAAAGCAGGGUCCUCCAACUGGCGUCAUGCCAGUUUGGUUUUAUUUGCCCCCCCAAGUUAUCUGAGCCACAAAAUAAGACUGUAAACACCAGCAAAUCAGCUCUGGGAUUUUAAUUUUGGAGAUCUGUUCCAAAGUAUUCCCAAGCAGAAGAGAGAUGCGAUCGUAUACAAAUGCGAACAAGGUUCAAGUAAUCUGUAAGCGUAUGUGAUACUCUAUGAACAGUGUACAAACAGUGCAUGUCGUCACAUUUGGCAAUUUACCCUACAGUGGGAAUUGUCACCUUUUGGAGAGUAUGACAUACGCGUAUUGAUGAUUUGUGAAGUAUUUAUUUAGUGCUUAUGAAGCCUUUGUGUAUGCAAUACAGGUUGCACUUCGUUCAAAGUGGAACCGAUUUUUCUAGAUAUUAAUGCACCAUACUUUACAUCACUGAAUCUUCAAAAUACGUGUGACUUAAAAAAAAAAAAAACUGUUUUCGUAUAACGUUUUUCUGAAAUUUAAAAGAAUUCUUCCGUUAAGAACAUUUACGUUUUUGUAAUGGUGAUUUGACACAUGUAUAUACAACAUUUAUGUUUAAAGGGGUGGUUAAAUGUCAAUACCCUUAAUGUAUUAUUUGAUUUCCUAUGAAAAUAAACCUAACCCUUUAUGGUUAGUGGUACUCAUACUGCUUCUGAUUUUGUUAAGAUUUCCUUGUCUCUAUACAUACUGUGUACAUUUAACUCUUUCAAUGUAUUUAUUUGGUCUGAACAAUCAGUCAGUGACACAUGACUAUUUCAUUUGUAUUUAAUAUCUUUGAUUAAACGAUCAACAAAUCAGCAUUUUUUUCCCCCAGUCAAAAUUACGAUCCAAUGGCCUGCUGCUUGGAUGUGGACUGUUGAACAUGUAUAUACGUAUAGGAAGUAUCAGAAAUCAUGUGGAAGAGAUUUAUUUGCAGUGUUUUUGGUUCACCAAUAUGCUGAAAAUAAUGUCCAAGAGCACAGUCUUUUUGAAAAGGCAUUGAAAACAGAAAGAACUGUGAAUUUGUU